UAUAUAUACCUCCGCUCAGCUCCAGUUCUCAUCUCUACUGGAAAUACGUGGUCAGUCUGCCCACGUAAUAAACUCAAUGGUUUGACCUAUUGAUAAUGCCCAGUUCAGAAGCAUUAUUUUGCAAACAAUAAAUAAGGAGCUCGAAUCCUCUUUAUAUACCCAGCGUGUUGGACCAGUGCAGUGCGUACUGCAUCAUUGAAUAGUGAAUUUAUAACACGGUGCAACCAGUAUUCCCGUACAGUAUUGGAUAUACACCGUAUAGUACUGUCCUGCAUUAUUCCUGUGCGCCGUGAGAUCAGAUUUAGGUAUCUUGAAACAUGGCUGACGUAAUAACUAAACUCAAACGGGAUGACGACAAGGCUUGGUUCAAUGUAGAAUGGUCUGAUGGUUACAAGGCUCGGUUCCCAUACGUCUUCCUAUUUGAUAACUGCCGAUGUCCGAAAUGUUUCCACCCGAAUUCCUACCAACGAUCCGUUCUCAUGGCUAACAUCGACCCGGAUAUCCGACCGGCAGGACACGAGAUCAUAGAGGGAGGAAAGGUUAUUCAAGUCACGUGGCCGAAUGGUAACGUGAGUCCGUACCCCGCUAAAUGGCUCAAAAUGCAUCAGUUCGGCAAGAAACCGUACGACCCCUUAGAGUCCCUUGAAAUCAAAUCAUGGGGAAAGGAAAAACAACAAGACAUUCCCACAUUCAACUACAAAGAAGUGAUGGAAGACAACAAGGUUCUCUAUGAGUGGCUAGUCAAAUUACUCACAGACGGCAUCACUUUGAUCAAAAGAACUCCGGGCGUAGAGGGCGUCGUAGCCAAACUUCAUGAGAGGGUCUCAUGGACAAGAAGGACUAUUUACGGCGAGAUAUUCAACGUGAUCACGAUGUACGAUGCCUGCAGUUUGGCCUACACUGCUAAGCAGCUCGGAUUGCAUGUUGAUCUCCCAGGCUUUUACCAGACUCCUGGGGUUCAGAUGCUGCAUUGCAUCAAGCAAGUCGAUUCUGAAGGAGGUGACAAUGAGUUUGUUGAUGGGCUUCGGGUAGCCGAACAGCUUGAGCAGGAGUAUCCUAAGAUCUUCCAGAGAUUAACCACGAUGAAGGUUGACUUCAGGACACUAGGGGCUGAGUUUGUGCCUUACCAUACUAUGACGCAACGCCCUGUUAUUGAGUAUGACCGAAACGGCGUCUUUCAAGGUAUAAACUACAAUGAUGGCGUGAGGGCGCCCUACUGGUCUCUGCCCGUUGAGGAAAUCACGGAAGGAUACAGGGCUAUGAAGACGUUUCAUCGCGCAAUGUACGAUAAGAGAAACUGCAUCUACUACAAAAUGGAAAAAGGUGACAUGGUUAUCUUUGAUAACCGUCGAGUCCUCCAUGGUCGUCUUGGCUUUGAGGUUCACGUCAAGGAAGGAGAAGAGAGCAAGACGAGACAUCUAGAAGGAGGAUACCUUGAUUGGGAUGGCAUCAAAUCAAAGAUGAGGCUCCUUCACGAGGAGAUACAUGGAUUAGAACGGUUUUAGUGACUUUUCAAAACGGAGGGCGAUAUCUUUUUUGGUAGAUUUGUGUAUAUCCAAAAAGGGAAUCAAUUCCAAACUGAAAGUUGUUUUACAUGAAAAAGAAGAAUCAGACAAGCAGAUAGGUAAACUUUCGAACAAUAUCAGACAAGAAAAUAAGAUAAUUAUGAUUUUUAGAAAGUUAUUAAAAGUUUUGAUCAUUAAUAUACCUAUGAAAAUUUCAAAUUGCCCGCAUUAGUGAUGUCAAUAUGGUUAAGGGUAUGAUCAAUUCUUUCUUUUUCAAAAGUUAUACUUCAAAUAAUAUUUUUAUUGAUGAGGACAUGACACGAUACGUUCUGAUGAUAAUGGUGAUUAUUUUUACAUGAUCGACAAUAAAGCAUAAAAAACAACCAUAGGACCGACGGCUUUAGGUCCUCUCCGAACGAUCUGGUAAUGAGGAUAAAUACUUACCAAAGGGCACUGUAGCGCUAAAUUGGAAUCGAACCAGUGCCCGAAAUGCCUGCUCUACCGACUGAGCUAUCGCGCCUAACUCUCUGUGAUAUUUUCAUAUAUUAUACCGUUUCAGAUGAUUGGGCGCUCAUUGAAAAACAACAAAUCCUUGAUAAUUAAGUACACAGCCAAUUGUUCCUACCACUUGUCAUAAUACUGAAUAAAUUGUCAAUUUGAAAUUCUCAUAAUCCCAUCAUUUAAAUGACCAUAACGUUCUUAUUUCUUGUCCAGUUUUUUAAAUCUCCACCAGUCAGCUUUCUCCUCUCUCCAACACCAUUUUAUGAUUUGAAUCUCUAAUAAUGUUGCGACGAUUAAAUCAUUAUUUUACAUGUGGUAAAUAGUGUUUGUCGCAUUUUGAUUUCUGAUUUAUGUAUUUCAGGAAAAAAAGAGAUAAGAAUCCAUGGAAGUGUUAGGAUUGACCUGUGAAGAGUUUGACUAUGUAUAGUGUGUGAUAUUUUAUGUCUUCUUUAUGUGUGGUCUGACAAGAUGGAUUUAAGCAUUUUCAGUGAAAAUGAAUGUACGGAGCUGAAAUUGCUCCCGUAAUAUUUAAUAACUUCGGAUUUAUGUAUAUAGACUUGUCAUUUUCUACCCGUAAUUAAUCCCAGAAAUACAUAAUGUUAGUUCACCAUUUAAAAUGGUAGAGUAUUUUUUAACACUUUAGUAUGCCGGAUUCAACAUGGUAAUGAAUGAUGAUUUCAAUCCUAUGUGCUGGAUUUUAGCACAGAAAACUACAAUACAAUUAAUGUUGAUAUUUUACGGAGAAUGAAGUAUAUUCAUUGAUGAUACCUCAUUUUAUUCGAGUGCAGUUUCUUGUAAUUGUAUAUAGAAAGAGAUUUUAUUUCAGAUUUAUAUAAAGCGGGAUAUGAAAUUUUAUUUCAAAUAGGGCUUAAUAUUCCGUUAAGUUUUCAAAUGUAUUUUUUGUUUCUUUUCAAAUUUCGUGUCUUUAAAAUGACCAAUGUAUAAAUGAAAGUAUAAGGCUAAUUUUUGAAUGUCGAGAUUUUAGUAUUAUAGUUCUCAAUGGGCAAUUUCAAAACGAUUUGAAUGUAUCUCACGUGAGUUUUUAAAUGGCAAUACACGGUAAGAAUAUUCAGGUUGAAGCUCCAAAUUUGAAGACAAGAGAUAAUGCAAAUAUUAAUUGUAAUAAUACAAAAUAUUUCGAUAGAGAACGUAUCCACCUUUUUAGGUGCCCACGGCGCUCCUAUAUUUACCCCGGCUAAGCCUCGGCUACCUAUUCCGAUGCUCACAGUUUUUUUUUAGGAAAUCCUGCCAGUAGCCAUUUACCGUACUUGAGUGCAGAUAUAAUGAUGAUUUGAUUUGGUUACUAUACAUGCUAUAUAUGCUUUCAAUGCAAAAUAUACUUUGACCUUGAAAUCACAAGU
Molecule: messenger RNA, 3367 nt
Organism: Lytechinus variegatus (green sea urchin)
Lineage: Eukaryota; Metazoa; Echinodermata; Echinoidea; Temnopleuroida; Toxopneustidae
Product: gamma-butyrobetaine dioxygenase-like
Exons: 7
Coding region: 318-1505 (395 amino acids)
Biological process (GO): carnitine biosynthetic process
Cellular component (GO): mitochondrion
Molecular function (GO): gamma-butyrobetaine dioxygenase activity
Source: RefSeq, a predicted model, not a curated record